Molecule: messenger RNA, 942 nt
Organism: Castor canadensis (American beaver)
Lineage: Eukaryota; Metazoa; Chordata; Mammalia; Rodentia; Castoridae
Product: olfactory receptor 2A12-like
Biological process (GO): G protein-coupled receptor signaling pathway
Cellular component (GO): membrane
Molecular function (GO): olfactory receptor activity; G protein-coupled receptor activity
Source: RefSeq, a predicted model, not a curated record
AUGUGGAUGCUUCCAGGGAAGAACCAAAGUUGGGUUUCUGAAUUCAUUCUGCUUGGCUUCUCCGGACCUACGUCCAACAGGAUCCUUUUUAUUGCCUUCCUUUUCAUCUACCUGAGCUCAGUCCUGGGCAAUGGGCUCAUUGUCACCUUGAUCUGCCUGGACACAUAUCUCCACACUCCCAUGUACUUCUUCCUCUGUAUCCUCUCCUUGCUAGAUAUGGGCUACAUCACUACCACCAUACCCCAGAUGUUGGUGCAUCUUCUUGCUCAUUCUCAGACUAUCUCCUUUGCUGGUUGUUGGCUGCAGAUGUAUGUGUUUGGUGCCCUGGGCCUGACUGAGUGCAUCUUCUUUGUAGUCAUGGCUUAUGACCGAUACGUGGCCAUUUGCUACCCACUGCAUUAUACUGCCAUUCUCAGUCGGGGCUUGUGUAUGCAGUUGGCAGCUGGGACAUGGGCCUGUGGUUUUAUCUUCUCUCUGAUUCAUACCUUCCUCACCAUGAGGCUUCCAUAUUGUGGGCCUAAUAUGGUCAACCACUACUUGUGUGAAGGCCCCUCAGUACGGAGCUUGGCUUGCAUGGAUACUCAUCUCAUUGAGAUGGUGGACCAAGUCCUCAGUGUCUUUGUGGUUGUUACCCCACUUUCCUUCAUUUUGGCCUCCUACAUUCGUAUUGUUCUGGCCAUUCUCAAGAUCAAGUCCACCCAGGGCCGUUGCAAGGCUUUCUCUACCUGUGCCUCCCACCUGACUGUGGUCACACUAUUCUAUACUCCAGCGGGUUACAUCUACAUGAAGCCCAACUCCAGCUACUUCCCUGAACAAGACAAGAAGUUCUCACUUUUUUAUAAUGUCUUCACAACCCUGCUCAACCCUGUGGUUUACAGUCUGAGGAACAAGGACAUUAAGGAGGCUUUUCUCAAGGUGAUAGGGCAUGGUAGAGUGGCCUAA